UGAUACACAACAACCACCAACGAAGCUGGACAAACACACGUGCAGUGUAACACAGUGUCAACAUGGGGAAGAGAAGACACAAUAAGCAACUUUUCACAAAUUUAUCCAAAAAGCAAAAGAAACAUUUGAAGGAAUUUGGAGAGGAGCAUCCAUUUCAUGAUGUAGUCAAUGAAAAACCUGAAAGAACUGAAAUAGUAGACCUGCCAGUAAGCCCUGAACAAUCUGACGCUGAGUCUGACGAGCUGGUAGAGGAAGACGAGGAUGAGGAACCAGAGCAGAAAACGGCCUACCAGAAACUUCUUUCAACUCUCAGUCAACCUGAUGGCAAUGACCACAGUGAAGAGGAAGAAAGCAGUGAUGAAGAAGAAGAAGAGCUUCUUGAAGGUGAAGGUGAAGAGGACAGUGACGGAGUCAGAGAUGACGGUGAGGAUGGUGAUGAAGAUGAAGUGGGAGACGAGGAAUUGGCAGACGCUGAUGAAGCUCUGACUGAAGCUGUAGAAGGGGAGGUGGAGGAGGAAAAGGAGAGAGGAGGUGAAGAGUUCGUAGAUAAGGUGCACGAGUCCCAAUUCUGUCUGGAGACCAACUUCAUGGGUGAGGGAGAACAAGAGGACACUGAAAGCAACGCAGAGCAUGAAGACAGCAAAGACAUCUUUUCACAGCAUUUGGACACGGAGCUUGAUGACGAGGAUGUGCAGAAGAUAACAUCUGGCAGCAAGGCCAGGACUCAGAUCACGUGGCCAAAAUUGGGCACUCUGCUCUGUACCAAUCCCCUGGAGAAGUUUGGACCCAUUGGCCCUCAGAAAGACACAAACCUCCCAGUUUUCCACAAACUCUUGGAGUCCCGCUGGAAGGAUCUAAACCAGACCUCUGAUUCUAAGGGGGUGGCUGAAGAGAUCAGUCCUCUCCAGCUAGAGCUGCUGGCCCUCAUGGGCUCCUACAAGGACUUGUACUACCCAGAAAUGUGCCCUCUGAGUAAGGGCCCUCAGGUGCGCAGUGUAUACUGUGUUCAUGUGCUUAACCACGUGCUGAAGGCCAACUCCCAGGUCCUGGCUCACAACGCUCAGCUACGAGAGCAGAAAAUUCAGGCUAAACCCGGAGCUGAGCCACAGGACGAACCCAGAGACCAAGGUCUGACCCGGCCAAAGGUCUUGAUUCUGGUGCCGUUCCGAGGCGGAGCUCUGCGAGUCGUACAGACGUUCAUCAGCCUCCUGGAGACCAAAGGCAAGAAGAUCGUGGUCAGCAACAAGAAGAGGUUCAAGGAAGAGUUUGGAGAAGAAGCAGAUGAACAGCCACCCAGUCUGCAGAGACCUGAUGAUUACCAUGCUAUCUUCUCAGGCAAUGUUGACGAUCACUUCAGGAUAGGUGUCUCUAUUGUGAGGAGCAGUAUCCGUCUGUAUGCCCCCUUCUACUCGUCAGACAUCAUCAUUGCGUCUCCCCUUGGUCUGCGCACAGUGCUGGGAGCUGAGGGAGAGAGUAAGAGAGACUUUGACUUUCUCUCCUCCAUUGAGCUGCUGGUGGUGGACCAGGCAGAUGUCUUCCUCAUGCAGAACUGGGAACACGUCUUGCAUGUGAUGAAGAACAUCAACCUGCAGCCGCUGGACUCCCAUGGAGUGGACUUCUCCAGGGUGAGGAUGUGGAACCUGAACAACUGGGCCAGACACUACAGACAGACGCUGGUGUUCAGCUCCAUCCAGGAGCCACAGAUCAACAACAUCCUCACCAAACACUGUGCUAACUACCGUGGACAGAUUGCCACUAAGAACAUGCCAAAAACAGGUUCCAUCUGUCAGGUUCUGGUUCAGCUGCCUCAUGUGUUUCAGAUGUUCUCCUCUGACAGCUUCAUGGACCAUGAUGCAAGGUUUCAGUUCUUUUUAGAUAAAGUGCUGCCUCAGUACAGGGACUCAGUUAUGUCCCACACUCUGAUCUACAUCCCCUCUUACUUCGACUAUGUCCGAUUGCGCAACUACAUGAAGAAAGAAGAGAUAAAAUUUGCCAGUACCUGCGAGUAUUCCAGCAAAUCAGAGGUGUCCCGAGCCAGGCAUUUCUUCCAAAAAGGGGAGAGACAGUUCCUGCUCUUUACUGAACGCUUCCACUUCUACAAGAGGUACACCAUCAAAGGGAUCCGGAACCUGAUAUUUUAUGGAUUGCCCUCCUUCCCCCACUUCUACAGUGAGGUGUGUAACAUGUUGGCAGCAGGGGGUCAUGGGGAAGAGGCCAGCUGGACCUGCACUGCCCUCUACUCCCGCUACGAUGCCCACAAACUGGCUGCCAUCAGCGGAGCCCAGCGAGCUGGACAGAUGCUGAACUCCAACAAGACUGUUCACCUCUUUAUCACAGGAGGGGAGGAUAAAGCCUCCUGAUGGAGCUGGACAGAUGAACGAGGGACCACUGGACUAAAACUAUGUUAGAUAUCUACUGUAAAUACAGUGAGAUGACCAUGGAUUUGGUGUGGACUACAGGUCUGUGAUAGUAGAUUGCCAUGUGAGAUGUCACAUUGCAGAUUUUCCUGGUCUGACAUGAGAGCAGUGUGCCCCUAGACAUUAACUCGAACAUGCAUGAGGAACAAAACAUGUUUAUUGGCAUCAAGCCACAAUGUGACAAGAUCAUAAAACCUUGUUCUGGUUUGUAAAUCAGGUUGUAGGUGAUCGCCGUGAUAAGAUGUUAUAAAAACAUCACUCUCUGAUUGGAUGUGUGUAUACAAUACAUCUCUGUAUACAAUAUUAAUAUUUUGUUACAUUGAUUUAUGUUCUUUAAAUGCUAAAAUAAUGAUCUAAACAGUUUUUAUGGUUUUUAUUACAAUGGCAUAUAAAAGAUAAAAGAGUUUGAAAUAGA
Messenger RNA from Lates calcarifer (barramundi perch), 2832 nucleotides. It is a transcript of the gene utp25, whose product is annotated as UTP25 small subunit processor component. Lineage: Eukaryota; Metazoa; Chordata; Actinopteri; Centropomidae. Gene Ontology annotation, cellular component: small-subunit processome; nucleolus. The transcript is spliced from 12 exons. Bases 63 to 2360 code for a protein of 765 amino acids. Gene Ontology annotation, biological process: maturation of SSU-rRNA from tricistronic rRNA transcript (SSU-rRNA, 5.8S rRNA, LSU-rRNA). The record is from RefSeq and is a predicted model, not a curated record. Gene Ontology annotation, molecular function: U3 snoRNA binding; rRNA binding.